GCAUUAAUGUAUUCUAGGGAGUUGCAUGAUAUUUUAAUAAUAUGUACUCUUAAGUAUAACUAUUCGAGUAAGGUUUGUGUAGAGUAACUAUAUUUAACGCAUGUGUUUCAGCAAAUACAAUCAGACGAAAUAGACCCUAUGCUGAAAAAGGAAGACGACACAUCCUUGCCGACUGUAAUUCACCAUAAGGAGAACGAAACAUCACUGAGUAAGCAGUCUGAUAUUGAACCGUUCCAUUCAACAGACGGAGAACAAGAGUGGUUAGAGAUACCGAAUCCGAUGUUAUGUGACAGUAUAUUCAACAAUAUCAUUACACCGGGAACUUGCCAGAAAAUGACGUCGGACGUUGACGUUAAUCGGAAAUGUUUUUCACUCGCGGAGAUAGAAAAUGUAGAGUGGCGUGAUGAAAACAGGACAGGACCAAAAGCGGUUUCUGAUGUUCAGACCUGCGAUGAAAUAUCUUCAGAAGAGGACGAAGACCGAACAGCUGGCAAAAUCAGUACACUCGAAACAACAAAACUUAUACUGGGAGAUGUCAAGCAAUGUGAGGCUGAAAUUCUUAGUAACUUGGAACGUACCAAGUCGAUAAAGGUUUCAGUCCGAAAAGGCGCAGCCGAUAGUGAAAUAUCCUGGGACGAAGACGAGGAUGACGGAAGCCAGAAGAGUUUACUUCCUGUUAAGAUGUAUGCACCAACUACGGAACUGAAUGCAGAUAUGAUGAAGCAAUUAGGUGUUAUACCAACAGAACCAUAUGAACAAGAGAAUGAACGGGCUACUAAAGGGAACUUUGACACACAAUAUGGGCAAAUUGCGCAGAAAGAAAUAUUUUGGAAAUAGUUCCUGUCCAUUGACUUUUGAUCAUUGAGAAUCCAGAAUUGAAGAUGAGCUGAGUGGCGUUAGGC
Molecule: messenger RNA, 902 nt
Organism: Dreissena polymorpha
Lineage: Eukaryota; Metazoa; Mollusca; Bivalvia; Myida; Dreissenidae
Exons: 13
Coding region: 139-837 (232 amino acids)
Source: RefSeq, a predicted model, not a curated record